This is a messenger RNA of Closterium sp. Naga37s-1, 1968 nucleotides long. Lineage: Eukaryota; Viridiplantae; Streptophyta; Zygnematophyceae; Desmidiales; Closteriaceae. The record is from the annotation of a GenBank genome assembly.
AUGGGACUGCAGAUGCGCGUGCAGAGGGCAGCAGGGCGCACGGGGCGCACAAGACAGCAGGGCGCGCGGUGCGCGGGGCGCACAGGGCAGCAGGGCAGCAGGGCGCACAGGGCUGCAGGGCAGCAGGUCGCGUGGGGCGCGCAGGGCUGCAGGGCGCGCAGGGCAGCAGGACAGCAGGGCGCGCGGGGCGCGCAGGGCUGCAGGGCGCGUGGGGCGCACAGGGCAGUAGGGCAGCAGGGCGCGCGGGGCGCAGCAGGGCUGCAGGGCGCACGGGGCGCACAGGGCAGCAGGGCGCACAGGGCUGCAGGGCAGCAGGGCGCUCAGGGCAGCAGGACAGCAGGGCAGCAGGGCGCGCGGGGCGCAGCAGGGCUGCAGGGCGUGCGGGGCGCACAGGGCAGCAGGGCGCGCAGGGCUGCAGGGCACGCGGGGCGCACAGGGCAGCAGGGCGCACGGGGCUGCAGGGCAGCAAGGCGCGCAGGGCGAACAGGGCAGCAGGGCGCACAGGGCUGCAGAUCCCCUCCCCCCAGGGGGAUGGAGGAGAAGUGUGGGGGGCUGGGGGGGGCUGGUGCUGCAGAUCCCCUCCUGCCUCCCCCUGAACCUCCAAGCUCCCCCCCCUUCCCAACACAAGGAGAAGGGGGGGGACGGGGGGGGUUGGUGCUGCAGAUCCCCUCCCCCCCACUGCUGCACCCGCAGCAGGGGGAGGUAGGAGAAGGGGGGGGCGGGGGGGGCUGGUGCUGCAGAUCCCCUCCCCCCCACUGCUGCUCCACAAUCCUUCACCCCCCAGGGGUGGAGGAGAAAGGGGGGGCGGGGGGGGCUGGUGCUGCAGAUCCCCUCCUGCCUCCCCCUGAACCUCCAAGCUCCCCCCCCUUCCCAACACAAGCUAGUGCGGUUCCUUAUUGCCGCCAGAGACAUGACGCCGAUUAUGUGUGCUGCUCUCUCUGCCGCAUGUUGGCGUGCUUUGUCGCGCUUCUCGCUCCUCCCGAGAAAUACGUCACCGCUCAAUCCUCGUUUCUCGUGGAGAAAGCGAAGACGUUGCUCGCCGUUGCAAAUCAAACGGCGGCGAACCUAACAGCGGCGCAAGCGGACGCCGCCAGACGCGCGGAUGAAGUAGCCGCCGCCACGCAAGCACUCUCUGAUUUGCUGGCCCUGGACACGGCACUCAACGACCGCGUUUCAAGCAUCUCCGAUAUGAAUAUAAGUCUCGCCAAUGCACAAAACGACCUCAGCAUCGCGAACAAGAUCCUCGCUCAACGAACCGCGGAUCUCAACGCGUAUAACGACGAUCCUACGAAGUUCCCGCAAAUCCCGGCGGCGCAGAAGGCGGUCACGGAAGCGACUCGGCGCGUAAACAUAACGUCCACGCUCAUACAGAAAUGGCAGAGCACCGUGCAAGACGCUGUGCAGGCCGAGGCCGAGGCAGAAAAAACGUUCAUGAAUCACCCGUCUUCGACGGCGGCGCAAGUGGCGUUUACGGAAGCGCGGGAGACGCGGAAAUAUGUGGAGGACGUGUAUGGGGAUAUCGUGGCGCAAGAUCUGCGCGCGCAGGCGCGCCUCACGCGUGUGCAGCAGGAAUUGACCGACCUUCCGCUGAACCCGCCUACGGUCGACGUGAACGUUUUCCCGAAGGCAGUGGAGGAUGCAAAAGUCGCGGUUUUCGUUGCUCGCCAGGUGUACGACGGCAUGCUUGCGGCUAUCACUGACGCGCAGAAAGCGGUUAUCCUGUACAAGGCGACGAAGGCGAAGGCGGUUACUGACGCGAAGACGCACUUGGCGAAGGCUAAGCAGAGCCAGGCUGUCGCAGACAAGAAGUUGAUUCAGCUCACGGAUAAGCUCAAGGCAGCGCUGAUGCAAGCUGACAGGGCGGAAAAGGCUGCUGGGAUUAGCAAUACUGCUGGAGUCAGCAACACUGCUGGAAUUAGCAAGACUGCUGCUAAAAAGAAGAAAGGUGCAAUCAGAAAGACAGCCUAA